AAAUAAACAGUCAAAAACUCAAGGUUUGUGUGCAGCGAUUACGUGUCAAAAUUGGACUGCUAUGAGCAAGUCACACACUGCAAUAAUUCAUUUCAUCUCCAACAUCUUGUAAAAUUUCAAGAUCUGGCAACGAUGCUAAAUUCAGAGGGUUGCAGGAAAAAGACAGAAAAAUUGACGUGAAUGUCAGACCACCGACGAUCUUGUGCUCAAGGGGUACAAUGGCCUAUUCCUGUUCCUAUUUCUUGUGGACUUAUGGAGGAUCAGGACUGACGACUUUUUUUUGGAUCAAACUUGAAAAAUGCACCUGCACCGUUCAUUGAAUUUGAAAGUUGCCAUGGUCCCAUUCUGCAAUUAGAGACAGAAAGAAAAAACUGAUGGUGGUUUAAUCUGAGCCUCGCCGCGCCUCAGGCCAGGGGAGGUGGUUAAGAAGAAGAGACCUUCAAAGUAACCUCAGCCUGUGCCAGAAUUAAUAUCCAGGCCACCAGCAUCAUCUUUCAUCGGAAACUAGCCGUCCAACCAAUUGAGCAAGCCGACAGCCAGAUACUGCAUGGUGAAGUGGAAGCGCGAGGUCAAUGCACAAUAGAAACACGCCCCACCCACCCACGGAUGUUGAGCAUGGGCUUCGGAAUUUCGCGCGCUGAACUGGAAUGAUGCGACUGUCCAGUAGUUGUGGCAACGGUGUAGCGAGCUCGGCCAUUGGCCCGUGCCAUGCCGCAGCGUUCUCAAGAUGUGGACGUUGCUACAACUGCCGGGCGUUCGACACGAACAUUCCAGAACACUGCCCCCUCUCCGGAAAUAAGCAACUGGUCAAUGUCAACGGUGACAGAAGGAGCUGAGUAGAUCUGGUGCAGUUUGUCACGCAGGUCCAACCCGAUUUAGGAGAUCAUGCCCACAGCCAUUGGUAUUGACCUGGGCACCACCUACUCCUGCGUUGGGGUCUUCCAGCAUGGCAAGGUGGAGAUCAUCGCCAAUGACCAGGGCAACCGUACCACCCCCAGCUACGUGGCCUUCAAUGACACCGAGAGACUCAUUGGAGAUGCUGCCAAGAACCAGGUGGCUCUGAACCCCCAGAAUACCAUCUUCGAUGCCAAGAGGCUCAUCGGGAGGAGGUUCAAUGACUCAGUUGUCCAGUCUGACAUGAAGCACUGGCCCUUCCAGGUGGUGAAUGAUGGAGGGAAACCCAAGGUCAAGGUCGAAUACAAAGGUGUUAAUAGGACCUUUUACCCUGAGGAAAUCUCUUCCAUGGUGCUGACCAAGAUGAAAGAGACAGCAGAGGCCUAUCUGGGACAUCCUGUCACCAAUGCUGUUAUCACGGUGCCUGCUUACUUCAAUGACUCCCAGCGCCAGGCAACCAAAGAUGCUGGUGUGAUCGCUGGUCUCAAUGUCCUCCGUGUCAUCAAUGAGCCAACGGCAGCUGCCAUUGCCUACGGUCUGGAGAAGAAGGGCAGAGGAGAACACAACGUUCUCAUCUUUGACCUGGGAGGUGGCACCUUCGAUGUGUCUAUUCUUUCCAUCGACGAUGGUAUCUUUGAAGUGAAAUCAACAGCAGGUGACACCCACUUGGGAGGAGAGGACUUUGAUAACCGCAUGGUCAAUCACUUCAUUGAAGAGUUCAAGCGGAAAUACAAGAAGGACAUCAGUCAGAACAAGAGGGCAGUCAGGAGGCUGAGGACAGCCUGUGAAAGAGCCAAGAGAACCCUGUCUUCCAGCACACAAGCCAGUAUUGAGAUUGACUGUCUGUUCGAAGGCAUUGACUUCUACACCUCCAUCACCAGGGCUCGGUUUGAGGAGCUGAAUGCUGACCUGUUCAGAGGGACUCUGGAACCAGUGGAGAAAGCUCUGAGAGAUGCCAAGUUGGACAAGUCACAGAUCCAUGACAUUGUCUUGGUUGGGGGCUCCACCCGCAUCCCCAAGAUCCAGAAACUGCUGCAAGAUUUCUUCAGUGGCAAGGAGCUGAACAAGAGCAUCAAUCCUGAUGAGGCUGUGGCCUAUGGGGCAGCUGUUCAAGCAGCUAUUCUGAUGGGGGACAAGUCUGAGAAUGUUCAGGACCUACUUCUCCUGGAUGUCGCUGCCCUGUCUCUGGGUCUCGAGACAGCAGGAGGUGUCAUGACUGCACUCAUCAAGCGCAACACCACCAUUCCCACCAAGCAGACCCAGAUCUUCAGCACCUACUCUGAUAACCAGCCUGGUGUCCUUAUUCAGGUGUAUGAAGGGGAGCGAGCCAUGACCAAGGACAACAAUCUCCUGGGUAAAUUUGAGUUGAGUGGCAUUGCUCCUGCCCCUCGUGGUGUGCCACAGAUUGAGGUCACCUUUGAUAUUGAUGCCAAUGGCAUUUUGAAUGUCUCUGCCGUUGAUAAGAGCACUGGCAAAUCGAACAAGAUUACCAUCAGCAAUGACAAGGGCAGGCUGAGUAAGGAGGAGAUUGAGAGGAUGGUACAGGAAGCAGAAAGUUACAAAGUCCAAGAUGAUCUGCAACGCAAAAAAAUCUCAGCUAAAAAUUCCCUGGAGUCAUAUGCAUUCAACAUGAAGAAUUCAGCAGAAGAAGAGAAAAUAAGUGGAAGGAUUAGUGAGGAAGAUAAGAAGAAAGUGAUUGAAACAUGUAACCAAACCAUAUCCUGGCUGGAGGCACACCAGGAUGCAGAGAAGCAGGAGUAUGAAGAUCAGCUGAAGAAGCUAGAGAACAUCUGCAACCCCAUUAUUGCCAAGUUAUAUCAGGGCGAUGUGCCUGUUGGCUUUGGUGACCAAGCUGGCAAAGAAAAUGCCUUCAGUGGCCCAACAAUUGAGGAGGUUGAUUGAAUUCUUACCCAAACUUUCAGUUCUCCUCUGUCCCACCAU
Messenger RNA from Chiloscyllium plagiosum (whitespotted bambooshark), 2835 nucleotides. Its product is annotated as heat shock 70 kDa protein 1A-like. Gene Ontology annotation, molecular function: ATP binding; ATP-dependent protein folding chaperone. The record is from RefSeq and is a predicted model, not a curated record. NCBI's taxonomy places the organism in Eukaryota, Metazoa, Chordata, Chondrichthyes, Orectolobiformes, Hemiscylliidae.